Penicillium olsonii is the source of this 939-nucleotide messenger RNA. The record is from the annotation of a GenBank genome assembly. NCBI's taxonomy places the organism in Eukaryota, Fungi, Ascomycota, Eurotiomycetes, Eurotiales, Aspergillaceae.
AUGGGCCUAGCAAUGGCCAGUAAUGUUCAGAAAUAUCUCCAGCGAGAGGGGAAGCCCGUAUUAAAAUCCUGGAAUCGGACAGCAUCUCGCGGUGCACCCCUGGUAUCCCUCGGGGCGAUCGAGUGCGAGUCAAUCGCCGACCUUGUGUCCCAAUGCGAUAUUGUGUUCAUAUCGACUAGCGACGACGCUGCGUUGGUGGCCAUUGUGGAUCAGAUUCUGGCAGUUCCAACUCUCGAGGACAAGGUCUUUGUUGACACGACUACCGUUCAUCCGAAUACGACAACAGACACGAGCAAUAGACUCAAAGAUCGAGGCGCGCUCUUCGUUGCAGCACCGGUGUUUGGAGCCACGCCCGCCGCGCAAAGUGGAUCGGUGCUAAUGGCCCAGGCCGGACCAAGUGAUGCCAUUGCCACAAUUGUGCCGUUUGGAAAAGGAGUCAUCGCGCGCGAUGUAAUGAUCGUCUCGGACCAACCAGAGAAAGCCAGUAUGCUCAAGACUCUCGGGAACUUCAUUGUGGCUGGCACCAUGGAAAUCAUCGGAGAAGCGCAAGUGCUCGCCGAGAAGAGCGAGCUAGGCUCCGACACCCUGGAGCGACUGCUUGAGUUGAAUUUCCCCGGUGUUGCCCAUUCCUCUUCCACGCGCAUGACUCAGGGGGUAUAUUUUCCGGAAAAAGGCCAGUCGCCUUGGUCCAGCUUGGACCUCGGGAUCAAAGAUGUCCAGCAUGGGAUCACCUCCGCUGAGAAUGCGGGAACGAGACUCAAGGUUGCGGAGGUGGCUCUGGAAAAUAUGCUGCGAGCCAAGGCGUUUUCGGAGGCACAGGGCGACCAGCCCUUGGACUCAUCGUCCGGGUAUGGUAUCAUUCGUCAGGAUGCCGGACUUGACUUUGAGAAUUCGUUUGUGCGAGAACGAAACGCGCGAAGCGAGAAAGAACGGGAAUAG